GGAAAUUAUAAGCCAAAUAUAAAGAUAAAAAAUUAUAUUGACGGUUCAAAGUAUGAAGGUGAAAUUUUUGAUGAUAAAAGAAAUGGAAAAGGCAUUUAUCAUUAUAAAAAUUAAGAUAAGUAUAUAGGAGAUUGGAAGGAUGAUAAAUUUCAUGGAUUUGGCAUUUAUAUAUUUUAAAACGGAGAAAAGUUUGAAGGUGAACUUUAAGAGGGAAUAAAAAACGGAAAAGGAACCUAUAAAUAUAUUAAUGGAAAUUGCUAUACAGGAGAAUGGAAAAAUGAUAAAAAAAAUGGAUAUGGAGUGUAUGAAUAUUACAGUACUCAAGAAAAAUACGAUGGAUAAUGGGUAAAUAAAAAUAAAAAUAAUAAAGAAAUAACAAAAUAUUAGUUAAACGGAGAAAAACAUGGUAAUGGAAUAUUCAAUUUUGCUUAUGGGGAUAAAUAUUAAGGAUAAUGGAAAUUAGGACAUAAAUAUGGAAACGGUAUACUAUAAUAUUCUUCAGGAGCUAUACAUUAAGGUUAAUGGAUUGAAGACAAAGCACAUGGAUAAGGAACUUUUAUUUUUGAAAAUGGUGAUAAAUAUGAAGGUGAAUUUUAACAUGGUUAAAAAAAUGGUUAUGGUAAAAUUUUUUUUACUGAUAAUUCUUCUUAUUAAGGUUUAUGGCUAAAUGAUUAAAUAAAUGGAAAAGGAAUUCAUUUUUAUGCUAAUGGUGAUAGGUAUGAAGGAAAUUUUGAAAAUGGUAAAAAAUAAGGUAGAGGAUUAUAUUUUUAUUGCAAUGGAGAUAUGUAUGAUGGCGAAUGGAAAGAUGACCAUAAGAAUGGAUAUGGAAAAUUUAGAAUGGCACAUGGAGAUUUAUAUGAAGGAGAAUGGAAAAAUGGAUUAAGAAAUACCAAAGGAAUUUAUAAAUUUUCAAAUGGAGAUUAAUUUGAAGGAUUUAUUGAAAAUAAUAAAAAAAAAGGAAAAGGAAGUUAUAGAUGGAAAAAUAAUGCCAAAGUAAUUUUUUUUUUUUUUAAAUAUAUGUUUUUUAAUAAUCAGGUUUAAGGCGAAUGGAAAGAAGACUAAAUUUUAGGAUAAUUCUAAUUAAUUUAAGAAGAUGGAUAAGUUUUAUAGGCUAACUUUUAAUAAGAAAGAAAUAAUUGAUUUAAAUAUAAUUUAAAUAAAUUAUAUUUAUAUAUAUAUAUAUAUGAAUUUAAUAUAUUUAUAAAAAAUUUAAUUAAUCAUAAUUUAUUUUAUAUUAUUUUAAUUAUCAUAUUUGAUGGUAUUUUUUUAAAAACUUCGUAUUAAUUGGAGAGAUUCUUAACAUGUUAAUAUUAUUAAUAUAUAAUAUUUUUUAUUUUAAUUCAAUAUUUAAAAUAAAAAAAAAUUAAAUUUAUAAAUAUCUAAAUUUUAAAUAUUAUUAUUACAUUGA
Molecule: messenger RNA, 1408 nt
Organism: Ichthyophthirius multifiliis
Lineage: Eukaryota; Ciliophora; Oligohymenophorea; Hymenostomatida
Exons: 8
Source: RefSeq, a predicted model, not a curated record